Urocitellus parryii (Arctic ground squirrel) is the source of this 3422-nucleotide messenger RNA. It is a transcript of the gene Cnot9, whose product is annotated as CCR4-NOT transcription complex subunit 9. Gene Ontology annotation, biological process: mRNA catabolic process. NCBI's taxonomy places the organism in Eukaryota, Metazoa, Chordata, Mammalia, Rodentia, Sciuridae. The record is from RefSeq and is a predicted model, not a curated record. Gene Ontology annotation, cellular component: CCR4-NOT complex.
UGUUGGGCAUGCGCAACGCUUGUCCUCCCAAGCCUGUUGGUCUUUUCCCGCCCUUCCCUGGCCUUUGCAGGAGGGACAGAGUACGCACUCCGCUAGGGAUACCUGCUUGAUUCCGAGGAGUGCGGGAACUAAUAGGUCACAGAAGUCCUUUUGGUCUUAAAUUUUCAAGGGGUAAAGGACAUACUCUGGGACUGUUAACUAGGCCGAAGGCCCGGAGGCGGGAAGAGGUUGUGUGGGUGGGGUCAAGGGUGAGAGGUCAGAAGGCAACGAAGGGGGCGGAGCGAGUGGAGGCGGAUGGCGGCUCAUCUUACUUGGCGGCGGAGGAGCUGAAGCUGGGACGCGGGUCGGGCGCGUCCAACGAAAGAAGGAGAGCAGCGGCUGCCCCAACAUGCACAGCCUGGCGACAGCAGCGCCUGUGCCUACUGCACUGGCUCAAGUAGAUAGGGAAAAGAUCUAUCAGUGGAUCAACGAGCUGUCCAGUCCUGAGACAAGGGAAAAUGCUUUGCUAGAGCUAAGUAAGAAGCGAGAAUCUGUUCCUGACCUUGCACCCAUGCUGUGGCAUUCAUUUGGUACUAUUGCAGCACUUUUACAGGAAAUUGUAAAUAUUUAUCCAUCUAUUAACCCACCCACGUUGACAGCACACCAAUCUAACAGAGUUUGCAAUGCUCUGGCAUUACUGCAGUGUGUGGCAUCACACCCAGAAACCAGGUCAGCUUUUCUUGCAGCACACAUCCCACUUUUUUUGUACCCCUUUUUGCACACUGUCAGCAAAACACGUCCCUUUGAGUAUCUUCGGCUUACUAGCCUUGGAGUUAUUGGGGCCUUGGUGAAAACAGAUGAGCAAGAAGUAAUCAACUUUUUAUUGACAACAGAAAUUAUCCCUUUGUGUUUGCGCAUUAUGGAAUCUGGAAGUGAACUUUCUAAAACAGUUGCCACAUUCAUCCUCCAGAAGAUCCUCUUAGAUGACACUGGUUUGGCUUAUAUAUGUCAGACAUAUGAACGUUUCUCCCAUGUUGCCAUGAUCUUGGGUAAAAUGGUCCUGCAGCUAUCCAAAGAGCCUUCUGCCCGUCUUUUGAAGCAUGUAGUAAGAUGUUACCUUCGACUCUCAGAUAAUCCCAGGGCACGUGAAGCACUCAGGCAGUGCCUCCCUGACCAGCUGAAGGACACAACUUUUGCCCAGGUGCUAAAAGAUGACACCACCACGAAACGCUGGCUUGCACAACUGGUGAAGAACCUGCAAGAGGGACAGGUCACCGAUCCCCGGGGUAUCCCCCUGCCCCCUCAGUGAUCCUCCCUUGUCCCCUCCCACCAUUCCCCUAAGUUGGGGAAGGGAAGGGGAACCUACGAGGAAAACAGCUCAGGUUUUAUCACCGACUGGGAAUAGAGAACCUCAAUGCUGAACUGCACUGGAGAAAAGGGGCAGUGUACUCCCGCUUAGGUGUAUGGGCUGCCAUCUCAGGCUGCCUUGAGGACCUGGGCUCUCUGCUACUCCCGGGAAAUGGGCUCCUAACACAGCAGUCUGCCACCACAGCCCCAGGAAGAUGUCAACACCAGCAAAUGCUGUAUUUGCAGCAUGCCCAAGAUGACCCUGCUCUUCCACCUCUACCUAGCUACUGGCAGGGAGGGGAGACAGUGGUGAAAGCAGCACUCUAGGCAUGAUGAACGCCUGGGACCAAGCCAUGUGGCGUUUUUUACUUGCCUUCCUGGAAGACUCAAGAUGUGUCUCUUAAUUCUCUCUCUCUCGGUAUUUGUUUACUUUGGAUUUUUUUUUUUAAUCUCAGAGAGAGGUGUGUUUAAUGGACAAAAGCUGUAAUUUUCAGCAAAACUUUGUCAAUUGGCACUGUUUACAAGUCUGUUAGCUGCAUAAGCUUAAUAAAAAGUUGGUCUGGGCAUUACAUCCCCUCUGAUGCAGGCCGAUAGCUGCAUCAAGCUGUUGGGAGAAAUGGGAGGCAGGGGUAAGAUGUAAAGCCAAAGGACAGCAGGAACCCAACGCCUGAAUACCUUCCUUCUCCCAUUCUUUUACUCUCAUUCCUGAAUGCCACAAGGACCUUAACCUUGUUUUUGGCUUUAGCUGCUAGCUUUUCCAAAUCUUAAUGCUUUUUCUUUUUCCACUUCCCUCCUAUUAAACUUAAAACAGACGUCUUAAUUCAUCUGGCUAUCCUGAAAGGGUAUAGUAUUGGGGCAGAAAACGGGUUGUGGUCUUCAAAGAUAUACUCAGAUGACUUUUAAAAGGGAGGUGCCUGGGAUUAAGGUGAUUAGCCACCUGAUCCCAUUCUUUAAGUGUGAAUUUCAACAGCUUCAUCUGUCUUCAUGAUUGUACUUGAAGCAGUAUUGAUUGAGUUUAUUUUAUUCAGAUUUAAGAUGGAGGGCUAGACUCUGCUCGCAAGUUUGUUUCUUGGGGUGUUUUUUUUUUCCCCCUUUUAACACAAUUUCUUGUGGUCUGGGAAUUACAGGGUUGUCACAAAAUAUUUUUUCACUUGUUCAUAUUGUGUGGGAGAAUUGUUCUUCCUCCUUUGGAGCUUUAGAUGACUAUUCACAAUUUUCAGGCUUGAAUCUAUAUCUUAGUGUAAACUGCCUUGCUUUUCCCUUGUUAGUACCUGUUCUUUCUCUCUCAUUCCCAUCUCCAGUCAAAGAUGGGAUUGCUGAUUGAACUCUAGAGAGGGACCAAGUCUUUCUGUCCACAUCUCACGAAAUUGAAGAUGUCUUUGAAUAAGUUUGGGGAGGGUCUAUAAGGGGAAAGUUCAGAGAAACCUUUGCAGAGGCAGUUUUGCCAACCCAAGGGCUUUCAAGCCGACUUUCACAAAGGGAGCCGGUCUUAUUAGUUGGCUUCUGUCUCUUUUAGAGCCAGGAAAGUAGUAAUUAAGUAGCCUGGAUGUAGGAAGGGUAGAAUAAGCACUUAUUCCCCUCCCUACCAAAAGGAAGAGAACCUGGACACCUCAGUAGUCUCAAGCCUGAAGAGGAGAGGUCUUGGAGAAAGCAGAGGACAGCAUGGAAUCGAUAGAUGUCUUGACUCCCUUCAGCCACAGCCUGCAAUCUGAAGAAUCCUACUAGGGUAACCCUGAUUUUGACAACCGCCUUCCUGCUGAGCCAAAGUUUUCUCAUUCCCCCUCCACUGGGGAAGCAGUUGAGGUCCAGGGCCUUGCUCCCUGGGAAAUUCUCUGUCCAUCUUUCGGUGCAUUGGCCAUGUUACUGUGCCAAUAGUGUCUUAAUUCUUAUCCCAUCUAUUCUCAGCUGGCCUUGGAACCCACAUAGGAGUUAAUGGGGGGGGGGUGGUGGGAUGGGUAUUCUUCCUGUGGUUGGUCCUAAUGUUACAUGUAUUAUAUAAAGAGACCCUCUCCCCUUAUUUUGUGUUUUCCAUCCCUCUCACUACCCCCCCAACAGGAUUGAAAUAAAACGUGCUUCUGUUUUUAUAAAAAUAUUUU